Molecule: messenger RNA, 547 nt
Organism: Protobothrops mucrosquamatus (brown spotted pit viper)
Lineage: Eukaryota; Metazoa; Chordata; Lepidosauria; Squamata; Viperidae
Gene: GOLGA7
Product: golgin A7
Exons: 6
Coding region: 94-507 (137 amino acids)
Biological process (GO): Golgi to plasma membrane protein transport; peptidyl-L-cysteine S-palmitoylation; protein targeting to membrane
Cellular component (GO): palmitoyltransferase complex; Golgi stack
Source: RefSeq, a predicted model, not a curated record
CUUGCGUCGCCGGCGGACCGACCGACGCUGGAAGCGGAGGCAGAAGCGGCCGCGGCGGAGGGGCUCUGCCCACUGGCCAGUUUGAGCUGCGAGAUGAGGCCACAGCAGCCGCCUGUUGCCAGCAAAGUCUUCAUCCAAAGGGACUACAGCAGUGGCACGAGGUGCCAGUUCCAGACCAAGUUCCCCCCAGAGUUGGAAAACCGGAUUGACAGGCAGCAAUUUGAAGAAACUGUGCGGACCCUGAAUAAUCUUUACGCCGAAGCGGAGAAACUUGGGAGCCAGUCCUAUCUGGAAGGGUGCUUGGCUUGCUUGACUGCCUACACUAUAUUUCUGUGCAUGGAGACCCAUUAUGAGAAGGUUCUCAAGAAAAUUGCCAAGUACAUUCAGGAGCAGAACGAGAAGAUCUAUGCUCCACAAGGCCUCCUCUUGACUGACCCCAUUGAGAGGGGACUAAGAGUUGUUGAAAUUACCAUUUAUGAAGACAGAAGUGUGAGCAGUGGAAGAUAAACCUCUGAUGUCAAAGGGACCAGCGAACAUGGUUUCCGCU